Molecule: messenger RNA, 1755 nt
Organism: Cebus imitator (Panamanian white-faced capuchin)
Lineage: Eukaryota; Metazoa; Chordata; Mammalia; Primates; Cebidae
Gene: FLG2
Product: filaggrin family member 2
Exons: 3
Biological process (GO): establishment of skin barrier
Cellular component (GO): cornified envelope; nucleus; keratohyalin granule
Molecular function (GO): calcium ion binding; transition metal ion binding
Source: RefSeq, a predicted model, not a curated record
GCUGCACCAGCUUUAUCCUACUUGUUCCUUUGGUGAACCAGGUUCACUUAAACUUGUAAAAAGAUGACAGACCUCUUGAGAAGUGUUGUCACUGUCAUUGAUGUUUUCUACAAAUACACCAAGCAAGAUGAGGAAUGUGGUACACUGAGCAAGGAUGAACUAAAGGAACUUCUGGAAAAAGAGUUUCGUCCAAUUCUGAAGAACCCAGAUGAUCCAGACACAGUGGAUGUCAUCAUGCACAUGCUGGAUCGAGAUCAUGACAGAAGAUUGGACUUUACUGAGUUUCUUUUGAUGGUAUUCAAGCUGGCUCUGGCCUGCAACAAGGUUCUCAGCAAAGAAUACUGCAAAGCUUCAGGGUCAAAGAAACAUAGGCAUGGUCACCAACACCAAGAGGAAGAAAGUGAAACAGAAGAGGAUGAAGAGGAUACACCAGGACGUAAAUCAGGUUACAGACAUUCAAGUUGGAGUGAGGGAGAGGAGCAUGGAUAUAGUUCUGGGGGCUCAAGGGGAACUGUGAAAUGUAGACAUGGGUCCAACUCCAGGAGGCUAGGAAGACAAGGUAAUUUAUCCAGCUCUGGGAACCAAGAGAGAUCUGAGAAAAGACACCAUAGGUCCAGCUCUGGUCACUCAUGGAGUAGUGGCAAAGAGAGACAUGGUUCCAGCUCUGGAGAACUGGGAGAAAGAAUAAACAAGUCACAUGUUAGCCCUUCUAGGGAAUCUGGGGAAGAAUAUGAAUCUGAAUGUGGAUCAAAGAGUUGGGGAAGGAAAGGUCAUGGUGGUCUGUCACGUGGAUUGGAGACUAGUCAGCAUGAAUCAAACUGUACUCAGUCAAGAAGUAGAGGACAAAAGCUUGAGUAUAACUGUUCAGUUUCGGGAGGUAGUGGGAGGCAAAGUCAUGCAUGUGGUUAUAGCAAUUCGGGUGGGUGUGGAAGGCCACAAACUGCUUCUAGUUCUCGUCAGUCACAUAGAUUUGGAGGGCAAGGAUAUCAAUCUAGCUGUACUCAGUCAGGCUGUCAGUCAGAAAUUAAUGGAGGACAAGGCCAUGGCUGUGUCUCAGGAGGUCAGCCCUCUGGAUGUGGUCAACCUGAGUCUAACUCCUGUGGCCAGUCCUAUAGUCAGAGAGCUUAUGGAGCUAGAGAACAUGGUCAACCACAGAACUGUGGAGGACAACAGAGAACAGGCACAAGUCAAUCCUCUUGUGGACAAUACAGGUCUGGAGGUAGUCAGUCUUGUAGUAAUGGUCAACAUGACUAUGGUUCCUGUGGCCACUUUUCAAACUCUUCUAGUUCAAAUGAAUUUUCCAAAUGUGGUCAACAUGGGUCUGGUUCAGAUCAGUCUACUAGCUGUGAACAACAUGGAACAGGCUUGAGUCAAUCAUCUGGCUUUGAACAACAUGUAUCUGGCUCAGGUCAAACUUGUGGCCAACAUGGGUCUAGGUCAAAUCAAUCCUCAGGCUAUGACCAGCAUGGGUAUAGCUCAGGUCAGACAUCUGGCUUUGGACAACAUGGGUCUGGCUCAGGUCUGUCCUCUGGCUUUGGACAAUGUGGAUCAGGUUCAGGUCAAUCGUCUGGCUAUGGCCAACAUGGAUCAGGCUCACAUCAGUCCUCUGGCUUUGGACAGCAUGGGUCAGGCUCAGGACAAUCUUCUGGCUUUGGACAGCAUGAGUCUAGAUCAAGUCAGUCUAGAUAUGGUCAACAUGGUACUGGCUCAAGUCAAUCAUCUGGCUAUGGUCAACAUGGGUCAAGUUCAGGACAG